UAAGGAACUUGUCCCUUCUUUUUUCACCACACCACUACCACCAUGUCUGUCGGUACUGUCUACGGAAAUACUCUUUCUUUUCGCGUGUCUGCUGUUUUGUCAGCCGCCGCUGCUGCCGGUAUUAAGGUAGACAACCAAGAUGUUGCUUUUGGUAACUUCCCAGCUGACCUUGCUGCCAAAUUCCCUGAAAAGAAGGUUCCCGUCUUCGUCGGUCAAGACGGCUACUUGCUUUCUCAAGCUAUUGCUAUUGCCGUUUACUUCGCUUCUUUUGACAAGACCGGUGUUCUCCUUGGUCAAACUCCUGAAGACAAGGCCAAGAUUUUCCAAUAUGUCUCUUACUUCAACUCUGAAUUCGCCAGUGCUGGUCUUCCCUGGACUCUUGGCCGUUUGAUGGGACCCUACAACGCCAAUGUUGAAAAGCAAGCCCAAGCUUCCGUCGCUAGUGAGUUGACUCGCUUGAACGGAUUGCUUGCCGACAAGACCUACCUUGUUGGUUCUCGUCUCUCUUUGGCUGAUGUCUUUGCCGUUAACUCUUUGAGCUGUGUCAUUCGUUUCGUCCUUACAAAGAGUGAAUUGGCUAAGUACCCUCAUGUCCAACGUUACUACGCUACCAUGUAUCAUCAAAGUGGUUUGGACAGCAUUAUCGGUGCUCUCACCUUUGUUGAGAAGAUGCCCGAGAUUCCCAAGCCUGCUCCCAAGGAAGCCCCCAAGCCUAAGGAGGCCCCUAAGGAGCAAAAGCCAGAGGCUCCUGCUCCCGCUCCUAAGCCUAAGCACCCUCUCGCUGCUCUCCCCAAUGGUGAAUUGAACCUUGAGGAGUUCAAGCGUGUUUAUACCAAUCAAGAUACCCGCAGUGGUUCUCUUCCUUGGUUCUUUGAACACUUUGAUCCCGAAAACUACUCUGUUUGGAAGGUUGACUAUGCCUAUCCUGAAGAUUUGAAGCAAGCCGUUUUCAUGACUUGCAAUUUGAUCGGUGGUUUCUUCCAAAGACUUGAAGCUUCUCGUAAGUUCAUCUUUGGCUGUUGCUUGGUCAUUGGUGAGAACGGAGACAACACCAUCACUGGUGCCUUCGUUAUCAAGGGUCAAGAUCACGUUCCCGCAUUCGAUGUUGCUCCUGACUGGGAAUCCUACAGCUUCACCAAGCUUGAUGUUUCCAAGCCUGAAGACAAGACCUUCAUUGAAGACGCCUGGGCCUGGGACAAGCCUAUGUUUGGUCGUGAAGUUGCUGACGGCAAGGUCUGCAAGUAAACAAAAGACACAUGAGAUGUGAUAUUUGUUUAAAACUGUAUUUUAAAUAGUAGAUUUGUUUUUUUUUUGGGCAGUUCUGAAAAGAUGGGUCAGAUUGCAUUUCCGCGUGAAGUUCUUACCGAUGAUAUUGUGUGGUGGUAAUGUGCAUGAAAGAGGAACAACUAAACCAACGUUGGUUUUGUUUCUGGUAUUGUGGUUCUACAACAUCACAUGCUUAAAUUCAAUAAUGCACAAUCAAAGCGAGCUAGUAGAAAUGCCGUUUGAAAUCAUAUAUUUCAGAAAUGAAAUUUAAUAUAUUUUUUGAAGGAUAAAUAGGUGGAAGG
Messenger RNA from Schizosaccharomyces octosporus yFS286, 1568 nucleotides. RefSeq names its product translation elongation factor EF-1 gamma subunit. The transcript has 2 exons. Gene Ontology annotation, biological process: translational elongation. Gene Ontology annotation, cellular component: nucleus; cytoplasm. Gene Ontology annotation, molecular function: translation elongation factor activity. NCBI's taxonomy places the organism in Eukaryota, Fungi, Ascomycota, Schizosaccharomycetes, Schizosaccharomycetales, Schizosaccharomycetaceae. The record is from RefSeq and is a predicted model, not a curated record. Bases 43 to 1245 code for a protein of 400 amino acids.